AUGGAUGCUGGAUGUCUCUGUUUGAUAAGUGAAUUCUGGCUGGGGCUAAAGAAGAUCUAUGCUAUUGCCCGUCAGGGAGACGCUCUCCUUCUCGUUCAGAUCGUUGACUGGAGGAAGGAGAAGCAUUUCAUGGUUUAUCAGUACAUCCUGGGGGACGCUGCCUCCAACUACACAAUCCACCUGAAGCUGCGGUCGAGUGAGCCGAACUCUGCUACGGAUGAACACACUGGACUAAGGUUCUCCACCAAAGACCACAGUGAUGGAAAAAAUUAUCCUAACUGUGGCCAAGACUACACAGGUGGUUGGUGGUUUAGCAUUUGUGGCGACACUAACCUGAAUGGCAAGUGUAUUCAGAGCAGACCACGUAAAAAGGUCUGGAAACCUGGCAGAGGAACUACCAGCUUCAAGGCUUCAAAAAUCUCCAUUAGUCAUCUCACAAAAUCACAAACCUCUUAA
This is a messenger RNA of Myxocyprinus asiaticus (Chinese sucker), 456 nucleotides long. RefSeq names its product angiopoietin-related protein 3-like. Lineage: Eukaryota; Metazoa; Chordata; Actinopteri; Cypriniformes; Catostomidae. Bases 1 to 456 code for a protein of 151 amino acids. The transcript has 2 exons. The record is from RefSeq and is a predicted model, not a curated record. Gene Ontology annotation, biological process: phospholipid catabolic process; phospholipid homeostasis; cholesterol homeostasis.